Messenger RNA from Carassius gibelio (silver crucian carp), 3999 nucleotides. RefSeq names its product solute carrier family 12 member 9. Gene Ontology annotation, cellular component: membrane. The record is from RefSeq and is a predicted model, not a curated record. Gene Ontology annotation, biological process: potassium ion homeostasis; cell volume homeostasis; chloride ion homeostasis. Lineage: Eukaryota; Metazoa; Chordata; Actinopteri; Cypriniformes; Cyprinidae. Bases 481 to 3165 code for a protein of 894 amino acids. Gene Ontology annotation, molecular function: potassium:chloride symporter activity. The transcript is spliced from 14 exons.
UCCUCUGUCCCGUGACUUGUUUAAAACCAUACAGUCUGAGUCUAUGGUUUAAACAAAUUGAGAGGCAGGCGGUACAGUCCCAGCCGUGCUGCAGCAUGAAGAAUACGCGAUCAUAACCUCUCGGUUCAUCGUUACAUAAUAGAUUUAUGUUUUCAUUAGGUCUUGCUGUCUGUUGUUCAUAUUAAGAUCCACAGCGCGCUCUUCAUCCGUCAUGUCCCGAGGGUUUGAUCACGAGAUCUGACGCUGCAACGAAAACUUUCUACCUGCGAAGCUUUAAAGAAACAAAACCAACUCGACAAGAUGCUGUGAUGAAACAUAUCGGUUUCAGGACAUCCUGCAUCCACAUUGUCAAAACGAGUAGUUUGGUUCCCUUGUGGUUUGUUUAGUUUCUUCCUGAAAGCGGAAGUUGCAUACCGCUCUCAGAUUGGCGUCGCCCCAGUUGUUCAUAAGGAUAGGUUCCUCUUUUUUUUUUUUCAGACCAUGGCAAACGAGCAUUCCCCUCUUCUUGUUCAUGGGGUGUACAGCAUGAUGGGUGAUGCUGAAGAUUCCAGGGGUGGCUCAGCAGUGACAGGACAAGUAUCCCCCGAAUCAAACCCCCGCAAACUCAACACCUUCUUUGGCGUCAUGGUGCCCACCAUCCUCUCCAUGUUCAGUAUUGUGCUCUUUCUUCGCACAGGUUUUGUAGUGGGUCAUGCCGGUCUUCUCCAUGGUCUCCUCAUGCUGUUUGUGGCCUACUUCAUCAUCUCGUUGACAAUCCUGUCUAUAUGUGCUAUUUCAACUAAUGGAGCAGUGGAAGGGGGCGGGGCCUACUUCAUGAUCAGUCGUUCUCUGGGACCAGAGUUUGGAGGAAGUAUUGGCCUGAUGUUUUACUUGGCGAAGGUAUGUGCAUGUGGCGUUUAUGUACUCGGCCUGGUGGAGGCCAUACUGGACGUCUUUGGGAGGGAUCCAGGCUCUGCUGGGUCACAAGGGCUGCGUGUGUUGCCGCAGGGUUACUGGUACACUGUGUUGUACUCCUCUCUUGUGCUGUUGCUAUGUCUGGUGGUGUGUCUGGUUGGUGCUCAUAUCUACGCCAAAGCCUCUUUCAUCAUUCUGCUUGUGGUGACGAUGUCACUGAUCUCUAUCGUCAUCAGCCCCCUGAUAGUCAGUCCACAACGCUUCAACAUCACACACACAUACGGCAACAACCACACGGUCACCGUCAACCCCAGCUACACAGGAUUCAAUGGCACUACAUUAAAAAACAACCUCGGACCGCAGUACUCUCUGGACUACAGUACCAACACAAUGAUGUCUUUCGCCACUGUUUUUGCUGUGAUGUUCACCAGCUGCACAGGCAUCAUGGCAGGAGCCAACAUGUCGGGUGAGCUGAAGAACCCCAGUGAGGCGAUACCUAAAGGGACCAUCAUAGCUGUGUCAUACACCUUCACUGUUUAUCUGCUUCUCUUCUUGCUCCUGAGCUCUACCUGUGACAGGUUGUUGUUAAUCAAUGAUUACGCAGUGUUUCAGCGGGUGAGCGUGUGGCCUCCGUUCGUGACGAUUGGGGUGUACUGUGCAUCUCUCUCAGCUGCUAUGUGCUCCAUGAUAGGAGCUUCUCGAAUCCUCCAUGCGCUUGCUCUGGACCAGCUUUUUGGUCUUCCUCUGGCUCCGGCCGCUGUAACCUCCAGCUCUGGGAACCCGUGGGUGUCUGUGCUCUACACCUGGGGUCUGGUGCAGUGUACACUGUUUGCAGGACAACUGAAUGUGAUUGCUGGUAUUGUCACAGUGUUUUACCUGUUAGCGUAUGCGGCGGUUGAUUUGGCUUGUCUGGCUCUGGAAUGGGCCUCUGCUCCAAACUUCAGGCCAACGUUUCAGUUUUUCUCAUGGCACACAUGUUUGUUGGGUAUUAUAAGCUGUGUGGUAAUGAUGUUCGUGAUAAACCCAGUGUAUUCCUCAGCCAGUAUUGCACUGCUGCUGCUCCUCCUCCUGUUCCUGCACUACCGCUCUCCCACCAGCAGCUGGGGCUACAUCAGCCAAGCGCUGAUCUUCCAUCAGGUGAGGAAGUACCUUCUGAUGUUAGACUCCCGUAAGGAUCAUGUAAAGUUCUGGCGGCCUCAGGUCUUACUGAUGGUGGCGAACCCACGCUCCUCCUGUCAGCUCAUCUGCUUUGUCAACCAGCUAAAGAAAGGAGGGCUGUUUGUUCUUGGGCAUGUGCAGAUUGGAGAUCUGGAUGUGUUGCCAGCAGACCCGGUGCAGCCGCAGUAUAAUUUCUGGUUGAGUCUAGUGGAUAAGUUGGGUGUGAAGGCCUUUGUGGAUCUGACUCUCUCUCCGUCUGUCAGGCAGGGCACUCAGCAUCUGCUCCGCAUCACUGGUCUAGGAGGCAUGAAGCCUAAUACCCUGGUCUUGGGCUUCUAUGACAACUGCUAUCCAGAGGACUACUUCCUGCAGGACCCUGUCUUUUGCAAGGGUGAUAGGGGUGAGGGGGAUAAUUUUGGGGUGGACCUGCCAUCCUUACAGGCUCACUUUCCACCCGUGCGCCAUGCCGAGAGCCCUCGCGCUCUGCAGCCUGAGGAGUACGUGAGCAUCAUCUGUGAUGCCAUAAAAAUGGGCAAGAACGUUUGUUUAGGCCGCUACUUUUUCCAGUUGCCGCCUGAGAGCAAAGGCAGGGGAAAUGACAAUGUGGACACCAUUGACGUGUGGCCGACUAACCUACUGUCUCCAGGCAGUGCAAGUUACGCAGACGUGUCCAGUCUUUUCCUGCUUCAGAUGGCGUGCGUGUUAAACAUGGCCAACAGGUGGCGCCGUGCCAGGUUACGCAUAUUUGUCUGUGUGGCAUCAGGGUCAGGAGACCAGGGCUGGCUGGCCAAUGAGGAGCAGUUUAGAGAGUUGCUGGGAAUGCUUAGGAUUCGUGCCGCUAUUAAGAUCGUGGCGUGUGAUAACGUGCCAUGCAUGUUUAGAGGGCCAAAUUCAGAGGGUCAAAAAGUGCCAGAGGAUUUCUUGUGUACCAUGAACGGCUUGCUGAGGGAACACAGCUCUACGGCAGCAGUCCGCUUCCUGUAUUUGCCCCACCCUCCCUCCAGUUCUGAGCUUUCACAGCAGUACCUGACGCAGCUGGAUACGCUGACGCGAGACCUGGGCCCGACUCUCUUGAUUCACGGGGUCACACCGGUCACAUGUACUGAACUCUGAGAAACAAUAACCAAAACAUGUUUGUGUGAUGAGUGGAAUACAGGUGUAUUUGAUUCCUAAUAUUCUCAAAGGGCAGAUGAUUUUGAGGACCAUAUAUCAUAAACUGGGGAAUUAUUUCCUCUUGGUAAAAAUGUUAUUUAAAAACAUAUGGAUGGAGUUGGUGUCAUUGGUGAAAACUGCUUUUUUGGGUUUAUGUGUAAAUACUACCAAAUCAUGAUGUAGUGAACAGUUAUUUUUGAGUUCUCCAUGUGCCUCCAUCUGUUCUCAUUAACAGUACGUUUAGAGUUUGUGGAAAGUGAGUGCUUGCAUAUCCUGUGAUCCAUGUUUAUGUGUUUGAUCCAUGUUUAUGUGUUUGUGCAAGAUGCAAUAUGGAAAAAACUAGGUUUGACUAAUUAGGAUGGAAAGAGUUUGCCUUAAAAGAGAUGUGGUUACAGUUGCACUGUAAUAGGGAAAGGUUAAUGUGUAUUUGCUUUUUGUUAUUGUAAUGCACUUUUGGAAAAUUGUGUUAAUCAUUUCUGCUUUUUCUUGGUAUAAAACAGUUUGAAUCCCUUGUGACCCAGUUACAGCUUGUGAGCCAUUGAGGAGCCCUUGUGGAUUUGUUGGUGUCAUGGAAGAACUUUGAUUGAAUUUCUGCAUUCAUAGUUUAUUUACUGUCAUUUGAGCAAUUAUAUAGACAUGUUAUUUAUUAUUACAUUUGUGUGUGUGUGUGUGUAUGAGAAUGUAAGUCUUCUUGAGCAUCUGUUUUCAUUAGUAAUUCUGGAUUUCAUAUUGUGGACUUCAAGAAAUUCCCCUGACCAUUUGCAUUACCUUUUUGCACCCUGUUGAUUUUGUGUG